Messenger RNA from Notothenia coriiceps (black rockcod), 3063 nucleotides. RefSeq names its product telomere repeat binding bouquet formation protein 1 (gene terb1). The transcript has 20 exons. Lineage: Eukaryota; Metazoa; Chordata; Actinopteri; Perciformes; Nototheniidae. The record is from RefSeq and is a predicted model, not a curated record. Gene Ontology annotation, molecular function: protein binding. The coding region runs from base 380 to 2908 and encodes 842 amino acids. Gene Ontology annotation, biological process: meiotic attachment of telomere to nuclear envelope; homologous chromosome pairing at meiosis.
GCGAUUUGCUAACGUUCAUCUCCAACGGUUGCUAACAUUGGCAAUAAGGCUAACGCUAAUAUGUUGUCACCUUAAUUUAUUUAAUUGUGUGUAAGUGGGUGUCAUGUUUAGCUGACGUUACUUUUGGAGCAAAUGCUUGAACAAAAGCGUGAAGAAAAAUGUUACUCUGAAAGAGCGGCUGUCAUCCCACACGUUAAAGUUAGCUAUACUAUUUACUUUGUUAGCUUGAUUAGCUAGCUUGCCGGUAUGAAAUAGCAGUUCCUAUUUUUAUCGCAAAUAACGCUAGAUUGGCCUGAGUUUGUUGUGAUGAUUAACAGGGGAUAAACGUGAAAUAUAAGGUUAGCCAUAUUGUUACCUUGGUGGUAUUUAAGCGUUGUUGAUGGCUUCACAACAACUGAGUCGUUUCCACAGGGAAAUGGAUAGUAGGCCUACAGUGGUUUGCACCAGCAACCGUAACACCGUAAGGACAGAUCUCAGUUUGCUGCUUGAGUGUCUGAAGUUUCAGAUGAAAAGUCCCGAUUUGCAGAAACAAGCUCUUCUCACCAUUCACUCUAUCUGUGAAAAAAGAGAGGAUAAUGUGGACCUGCUGAGAGAAAUGGGAGGUGUAGCAUUUGUGUACAACCUCUCCAAAUCCAGUAUUGUUCGUUCAGAUGUUAAGGAGACUGCACUCUUUACACUCGGCACAUUAGCAGAGGCCAAUGUGUAUUGCAAGAAUUCUCUGUGCAGAAAGGAGACAUUUGCAGACCUUGCCUCAUUGUUGGUGGAGGAAGACAUCCCGCUGACACAGAAGAGAGUGUCUGUGUAUCUGCUGUCUGUGUUGGUAGCCAACAACAAAUCGGGACAGACUUUAAGCCAAACCACCAGCUGCCUUGAUAUACUACUCGACCUCUUCAGGACCACUUCCCCUCUCUCCGCAGGGGCUUCUUUGAGAGCUGCUAAUGCCACUCAAACAUUCCAGCUUUGGGCAUCUGUGUCUAGUGCUCUCUGUGGAUGUGUCAACAACCCUCAGAAUGAGGAGGGUCAGCGUAUUUGUGUAGCAGCCUUUCCUGUAAUAAAAGUGUGGCUUCAGCAGAUUGCGCUGCCACGCACAGAGAUUUUUCAACCCAUAUGUUCUUUCAUAGCAAUGACGGUUGCCAACAACUCCUGUGUUCAGGAGAGUUUUUCGGCCUCAGGCGGUCUGGAUACUCUCACUCUCGCACUGGCCCGUCUAGCUUCUGCUGCCGAUACAAGCCUGUUGUCGUGCCAGCUUUCUGUCACUAUAUCCAAGACCCUGUCAGCCUGCAUCACAGAAAACUCGUCUCUGGCUUCAGGUCUGGCUCAGUAUGGCGUGGUUUCCCACCUCUUCUCCCUGCUGGCUAGCCCACACCUGGACCACGAGGAAAGGCUCUCUGUUUUACUCACCAUGGGCCACUGCACUGAGGCUUCAGAGGAGCACCAGUUUCAGCUGGUGCAGUGUGGGGGCCUGCCCCUUAUUAUAACCCUACUCACAGAGGACACAAGUGAGGAGGUUAGGAAGGCUGCUACAUUCAUAUUGCAGACCUGCAAACAGGCCACCAUGUCCAUGGGAGUGCCUGGUGUGAAAGUGAGACAUGGUGAGGGAGAACAUGUGGACCCCUUUAUAAACAUGGAAAGCUUCAAGAGCUCAGCCAGAGAGUUGCUGCGCAGGAUUGACCAGCUAGAGAAGAGACCAGCAAAGGAGGCUGAGGAUGAGCAGGAAGUCCUAUACCCAUUCGAUUCAUCUGAAGAGCGAGGCCAACCAUCUCUGCCUCCAGCAUCACCUCCACCUCUGCAGCAGGAGAGCUUCAGAACCAUUCCCACGGCAUAUACUCUCAAGCUGUUAGAAGGAGGGGACGACGACAACAACGUUAAAAUUCAAUUGUUGAGAAAUGUGAUCAAAAACAGGAACAACAGCCAACUGAAGAACACGAGCUCCAGUUUAAGUAUGCAGGAAGAGGAGAGUAGAACCAGUGGAGGGGAUGUGAAGUGUUCAGUGUGCAAGGGCACUGGAUCCCUCACGUCUUCACAUGGGCGGCCACUAGAGGGAGGCAGAGAGCCGCACACAGCAGACAAUGAGUUGUUCAAGCCCCCAGCACCAGUGAGGCACAGUGUACCAAAGGAAAUGAAAUGUGCUGAUGAAGAGGAAUUGCAGGAUCAUGAGAUGAGUAAGGGGGGGGGAAUCCAAGUGGAGGGCCGCUCACUCUCUCAUAUCCGGUGUGCAGGUUGUGUGCUGCCUUUUGAGGAAGUGACUAGUCGCAAUUUUGCAUCUCUCCAGAGCUCCUGCCAGCAGAGCUGUGAGAUGCACAGAGUUCUCCAGGAGGCCACCGAGCGGUUCAGGACGCGUCACUGCAACCUUCUGUUCAGGAGAGAGCCCCAAGACGACUCUGUAGGACAAACCGACCCAGAACCUGACCGGGUUUCACCUGCAGAGUCACCGAGAAGCUGGACAAACUGGAACCAUGUCUGCCUGACUCCCAUACGUAAAGAAGCAAAGAAAAGCACCGUGGCACAACACCACUGGAAAAGGCACAAUGGUAUCACUCUGACUCCACUGCGCAGAGGGGCUAACAAGAAGAUAAUGACCUUUAAUAACAGGAUGGGUCCAACCUUCAUUCCCCUCAAAGGGUCUCAUCUUCCUGGAGAGAGAAGAGGAGGCAAAAAUAUUGGAAAUCACAGUCUUGAUGAUGAUCUGAGGACUAGCACAGAACACUCUCCCGCUAGAAGGCAAAGGAGAGACUUCAGCAGUGAGGAGGUGCGGUACCUGCUGUGUGGCGUGAAGACGUACGGCUUCUCCUGGAACUCCAUCUUGUGGUCAUACCCCUUCCAACCUGGACGCACCAAUGUGGACCUGGCCAAGAAAUACAGGCGGCUCAUGCAACAAGAGAACAUAUCCUUGAGGCCAGAUAUUUGAUAUUUUCCUUCAUGAAUGUCAAAUUGCAUAAAGAUGAACUGACAGAUUGUCUUUUUGCCUGCAGAAUUCUGGCUGUGCAUAUUCUUGAUCCUGAGUUCCACACCCUGCCUAUUGUUGAUGGCAAACUGUAAAUAAUAAAGCGCUGCCUCCCUUAA